Ceratitis capitata (Mediterranean fruit fly) is the source of this 7277-nucleotide messenger RNA. RefSeq names its product tyrosine-protein phosphatase Lar (gene Lar). Bases 1 to 6258 code for a protein of 2085 amino acids. Gene Ontology annotation, molecular function: protein tyrosine phosphatase activity; protein binding. NCBI's taxonomy places the organism in Eukaryota, Metazoa, Arthropoda, Insecta, Diptera, Tephritidae. Gene Ontology annotation, biological process: protein dephosphorylation. The record is from RefSeq and is a predicted model, not a curated record. The transcript is spliced from 21 exons.
AUGGGGCUGCAAAUGGCAGGAUUGCCAGCAGCCAACAAUUAUACCACAACCACAGCUAUAGCCGUAACCAUAGCCAUAGCCAUAGCCAAUAAAAAAAGAAAACUUAAUAACACAAUUUCUGUUACGUCGUCAAGCAUUUCAGCAACAUUGCAAAAAAAAUUAAUAUUGCUGACCUGGAAUCCAGCAACAAUUGGCGUUGAUGCAGUCCAUGCAAAUUUCUCGGAUUUUCCAUAUAUACAAUAUCUAACACAUCCACCGGAGAUCAUCAAGAAACCACAAAACCAGGGUGUACGUGUAGGCGGCGUGGCUAGUUUCUAUUGUGCGGCUCGUGGCGAUCCACCACCAUCGAUUGUUUGGCGUAAGAAUUCUAAGAAAGUGUCUGGCACUCAAUCCCGUUAUACAGUUCUGGAGCAACCCGGCGGUAUAUCCAUAUUGCGUAUAGAACCAGUACGUGCUGGUCGUGAUGAUGCUCCAUAUGAAUGCGUAGCCGAGAAUGGUGUUGGUGAUGCUGUAUCAGCCGAUGCGACUUUAACCGUUUAUGAAGGUGAUAAAACGCCACCCGGUUUUCCUGUAAUAACUCAAGGUCCCAGCACACGUGUCAUCGAAGUCGGCCAUACAGCGGUAAUGCAAUGCAAAGCCAUUGGUAAUCCGACGCCAACAAUCUACUGGAUUAAGAAUCAAACAAAAGUCGAUAUGAGCAAUCCACGUUACUCGAUCAAAGAUGGUGGCCUGCAAAUUGAAAACAGUCGGGAAGAGGAUCAAGGCAAAUACGAAUGUGUCGCUGAGAAUUCCGUUGGUACGGAACAUUCGAAAGCAACAAAUUUAUAUGUGAAAGUACGUCGUGUACCGCCAACAUUUUCACGACCACCCGAGCCCAUUAACGAAGUUAUGCUAGGAGCCAGUUUGAAUUUAUCCUGCAUUGCUGUGGGAUCACCUAUGCCGCAUGUGAAAUGGAUGAAAGGAGCUCAAGAUUUAACACCCGAAAACGAUAUACCUAUUGGACGAAACAUACUUCAUUUACCAAAUAUACAACAAAGCGCAAAUUACACAUGCAUAGCGGCAUCAUCGUUGGGACAAAUCGAAGCGACGGCGAUGGUGAAAGUUCAAUCACUUCCAGCUGCUCCAACGGAUGUGCAAAUUUCGGAAGUAACCGCCACUUCAGUGCGCUUGGAGUGGUCUUAUAAGGGACCCGAAGACUUGCAAUACUAUGUGAUACAGUACAAGCCGAAAAAUGCGAAUCAGGCUUUCAGUGAAAUCAGCGGCAUCAUAACAAUGUUCUACGUUGUAAGAGCUUUAAGCCCAUAUACCGAAUAUGAAUUUUAUGUGAUAGCGGUAAAUACGAUAGGACGUGGACCGCCAUCGAAACCAGAGACUUGUACCACUGGUGAGACAAGCGAUUUCACAUUCGGAGGCGCAAAAAUGGAAAGUGCGCCACGCAAUGUACAAGUCCGACCGCUGAGUUCCUCAACAAUGGUUAUAACAUGGGAACCGCCAGAGACACCAAACGGACAAGUGACCGGCUACAAAGUCUAUUACACGACAAAUCCCAAUCAACCGGAAGCAUCUUGGGACUCACAAAUGGUGGACAACAGUGAAUUGACAACAAUUUCGGAAUUGACAAUGCAUGCCAUUUAUACAGUGCGUGUGCAGGCAUAUACCUCAAUGGGAGCCGGUCCUAUGUCCACGCCAGUGCAAGUGAAGACACAGCAAGGUGUCCCUUCACAGCCUAGUAAUUUCCGGGCCACCGAUAUCGGCGAGACCGCAGUCACAUUGCAAUGGUCGAAACCGACACAUUCCAGUGAGAAUAUCGUACACUACGAAUUAUACUGGAAUGACACAUAUGCAAAUCAGGAUCAUCACAAGCGCAUUUCGAAUACUGAAUCCUAUACGCUUGAUGGUCUCUAUCCUGAUACCCUUUAUUAUAUAUGGUUGGCGGCGCGUUCACAGCGCGGCGAAGGUGCAACAACACCACCCAUACCCGUCCGUACGAAACAAUAUGUACCAGGUGCACCGCCACGCAAUAUCACUGCCAUGGCCACCAGCCCCACAACAAUAUCCGUCUCAUGGUUGCCACCGCCUGUGGAACGUGCCAACGGCCGUAUCAUCUAUUAUAAGGUUUUCUUUGUCGAGGUGGGUCGUGCCGAUAGCGAAGCGACCAUAAUGACUUUGAAUAAGACACACAUCGUCUUGGAUGAAUUGAAGCGUUGGACCGAGUACAAAAUCUGGACGCUGGCCGGCACCUCAGUGGGCGAUGGGCCGCGCUCGCAUCCAAUUAUUGUACGCACGCAUGAAGAUGUGCCUGGAGAUCCUCAAGACGUGAAGGCAACUCCAUUAAAUUCAACUUCAAUUCAUGUGACCUGGAAACCACCACUGGAGAAAGAUCGUAAUGGUAUUAUACGUGGCUAUCAUAUACACGUGCAAGAAAUGCGUGAUGAGGGGAAGGGCUUCCUGAAUGAACCACUUAAGUUUGACGUCGUUGAUGCAUUAGAAUAUAAUGUGACUGGCUUGCAACCCGAUACCAAAUACUCUAUUCAAGUUGCCGCACUAACGCGCAAAGGUGACGGCGAUCGCAGUGCAGCAGUAAUAGUGAAAACACCCGGUGGUGUACCCGUACGUCCCACAGUGAGCUUGAAAAUAAUGGAGCGCGAUCCAAUUGUUUCAAUCGAAUUGGAAUGGGAACGACCCGCGCAAACCUAUGGUGAGCUACGUGGUUAUCGUUUGCGUUGGGGUGUCAAAGAUCAACCGUUGAAAGAGGAAAUACUACCCGGACCACAGAUAACGAAACGGCGUUUCAAUGAUUUGGAACGGGGCGUUGAAUAUGAAUUUCGGGUUGCGGGUAGCAAUCACAUUGGUAUCGGUCAGGAAACAGUGAAAAUCUUCCAAACGCCCGAGGGCACACCUGGCGGACCGCCCGCAAAUAUAACAGUGCGCUUCCAAACACCCGAUGUUGUGUGUGUAACGUGGGAUCCACCAACACGUGAACACCGCAAUGGCAUUAUAACGCGCUACGAUGUGCAAUUUCAUAAGAAAAUCGAUCAUGGUUUAGGUUCGGAACGAAAUAUGACUGUACGUAAGGCUGUAUUUACAAAUCUGGAGGAGAAUACCGAAUACAUCUUCCGCGUGCGUGCGUACACCAAACAAGGUGCGGGUCCGUUUGGCGAAAAAAUCUUCGUUGAAACGGAACGUGAUAUGGGUCGCGCGCCAAUGUCUGUGCAGGCGGUAGCGACAUCCGAGCAAACCGCUGAGAUAUGGUGGGAGCCAGUGCCGUCUCGUGGCAAGCUACUUGGCUAUAAGAUUUUCUAUACAAUGACAGCGGUUGAAGAUUUGGAUGAAUGGCAGACGAAAACUGUUGGACUUACAGAGUCAGCGGAUCUGGUAAAUCUUGAGAAGUUUGCGCAAUACGCUGUGGCAAUAGCAGCGCGCUUUAAGAGCGGUCUUGGGCGUCUGAGCGAGAAGGUUACCGUCAAGAUAAAGCCGGAGGAUGUGCCACUGAAUUUGCGCGCACAUGAUGUAAGCACACACUCAAUGACACUGAGUUGGUCGCCACCCAUACGUCUUAACCCGAUCAAUUACAAAAUCUCCUUCGAUGCGAUGAAAGUUUUCGUAGACUCCCAAGGCUUUACGCAAACUCAAAUUGUGCAAAAGCGUGAUAUUAUACUGAAGCAUUAUGUGAAAUCGCAUACAAUCAAUGAGCUGAGCCCCUUCACCACGUACAAUGUGAAUGUGAGUGCUAUACCAUCCGACUACUCUUACCGCCCGCCUACCAAGAUCACAGUUACAACUCAAAUGGCCGCACCGCAACCGAUGGUGAAACCGGACUUUUACGGUGUGGUGAAUGGUGAAGAAAUACUUGUAAUACUGCCGCAAGCUUCCGAAGAGUAUGGACCCAUUUCACAUUACUACCUGGUUGUGGUACCUGAGGAUAAAUCAAACCUGCAUAAGAAUCCAGAUCAGUUCCUAACUGAAGACCUGCUGCCCGGACGCAAUAAACCGGAGCGUCCCAACUCGCCUUAUAUUGCCGCCAAGUUUCCACAACGUUCCAUACCAUUUACAUUCCAUCUCGGCUCCGGCGACGAUUACCACAACUUCACCAACCGUAAGCUAGAACGUGACAAGCGCUAUCGUAUAUUUGUACGCGCCGUUGUCGAUACACCACAAAAGCAUCUAUACACGUCCAGUCCGUUCUCCGAGUUUCUUUCGUUGGAUAUGCGUGAAGCGCCACCAGGCGAGCGACCACACCGACCCGAUCCCAACUGGCCCUCAGAACCUGAGGUCUCCGUCAAUCGCAACAAGGACGAACAAGGCAUGUGGUGGGUAGCACUGCCAGUUGUAGCCGCACUAAUUUUCACCAUCUUCGUUACCUGGUGCAUUGUGCGUCGCCGUCGUCAACCAUGCAAAACGCCCGAUCAAGCUGCUGUCACGCGUCCACUGAUGGCUGCUGAUCUGGGUGCAGGUCCCACACCGAGCGAUCCCGUCGAUAUGCGUCGCUUAAACUUCCAAACACCCGGCAUGAUUUCGCAUCCGCCCAUACCCAUUUCCGAAUUCGCCAAUCAUAUUGAACGACUUAAAGCGAAUGACAAUCAGAAGUUUUCGCAAGAAUAUGAAAGCAUUGAGCCGGGCCAACAAUUCACAUGGGACAACUCCAAUUACGACUAUAAUAAAUCGAAAAACCGCUACGCCAAUGUUACCGCUUAUGAUCAUUCGCGUGUGCAGUUGCCGCUGAUGGACGGCGUCAUUGGCUCGGAUUACAUUAAUGCGAACUACUGCGAUGGCUAUCGAAAGCACAAUGCUUAUGUGGCAACUCAGGGACCGCUACAGGAAACCUUCAGCGAUUUUUGGAGGAUGUGUUGGGAAUUAAAGACGACGACUAUUGUCAUGAUGACGCGCCUGGAGGAACGUACGCGCAUUAAAUGCGAUCAAUAUUGGCCGGUGCGUGGCACUGAGACCUACGGACAAAUGUUUGUCACCAUUACAGAGACGCAGGAGCUGGCAACCUAUAGCAUACGUACCUUCCAGAUUUGCCGACAAGGCUUCAACGAACGUCGGGAGAUCAAACAAUUGCAAUUUACUGCUUGGCCAGAUCACGGUGUACCCGAACAUCCCGCACCAUUCCUACAAUUCCUACGUCGUUGUCGCGCACUCACACCACCCGAUUCUGGUCCCGUCGUGGUACAUUGUUCAGCUGGUGUUGGACGUACUGGUUGUUAUAUUGUUAUCGACUCAAUGUUGGAACGCAUGAAACAUGAAAAGAUCAUCGACAUAUACGGACAUGUCACUUGCUUGCGCGCCCAACGUAAUUACAUGGUACAGACGGAAGAUCAAUAUAUUUUCAUACACGACGCGAUCUUGGAGGCGAUUAUAUGCGGUCAAACCGAGGUGCCAGCACGCAACCUUCAUACCCACCUACAAAAAUUAUUACUAACCGAACCGGGUGAGAAUAUCACUGGCAUGGAAAUGGAAUUUAAGAAACUUUCCAAUGUCAAGGUGGACUCAUCGAAAUUCGUAACCGCUAAUUUGCCAUGUAAUAAGAAUAAAAACCGUUUGGUACACAUACUACCGUAUGAAUCGAGCCGUGUGUACCUAACACCCAUACAUGGUAUCGAAGGGAGUGAUUAUAUAAAUGCAAGCUUUAUUGAUGGCUAUCGCUAUCGCUCGGCUUAUAUUGCCGCUCAGGGUCCGGUACAGGAUACCGCUGAAGACUUUUGGCGUAUGCUGUGGGAGCACAAUUCAACUAUUGUUGUUAUGCUGACCAAACUCAAGGAAAUGGGAAGAGAAAAAUGCUACCAGUACUGGCCACACGAACGCUCUGUGCGCUAUCAAUAUUAUGUGGUAGAUCCAAUUGCCGAAUACAAUAUGCCACAAUAUAAACUUCGCGAGUUCAAGGUUACCGAUGCACGCGACGGUUCUUCGCGCACAGUUCGCCAAUUUCAAUUUAUCGAUUGGCCGGAACAGGGUGUCCCGAAGUCUGGUGAAGGCUUUAUCGAUUUUAUUGGGCAAGUGCAUAAGACAAAAGAACAAUUCGGUCAAGAUGGGCCAAUUACGGUGCAUUGUAGCGCUGGCGUCGGCCGCACGGGUGUUUUUAUAACACUCAGCAUUGUAUUGGAACGUAUGCAAUAUGAAGGUGUUUUAGAUGUAUUCCAAACUGUGCGCAUACUACGGGCUCAGCGGCCAGCUAUGGUGCAAACGGAGGAUCAAUAUCACUUCUGCUACCGAGCCGCUUUAGAAUAUCUUGGUUCAUUUGACAAUUACACCAAUUAGAUUGUUAUCCUUAGUUGACAUGCAACACACGCCUAAACUUGAAUGCGCCUAGAAGUAUACUUAUUAUUAACCCUAGUAAAUUUCCCAUAAUCAAAACGUUCGAACAAAAAUCAAUUUUAGUUAUAAAUUUGCCAAACCCGUAAAGAAACUAAGAAAAAAAUUUUAAACUAAAUAACAAAUAAAUAAAUAACAAGCAGUAAAUAUAUUAAUUUCCACGCUGCGAAAUCAUUUCUACCGGCCUGCAAGCAAUUUAGUUGUUAUCCAAUGGAUUCAACGACGAGAAACGAAAUUAAUAGAUCAAACAUGAACAACACGUAUCGAUAUUGUAUUCAUUAAAUAUUAAGUUAAGUUUUAAGCACAAAGCAUGUUAAAUGAAAAUUUAAUUUCAUUUCUGUAGAAGUAUAUAUAAAUAUACAUACAUACAUAUGUACGCAUAGAUUUAAGCUAAAAUAAAAUUGUUUAAUUGUAAUUACUGCUAAGCUAAGUGCAAGAUAAUAGUAAAGAAAAGCUAAUUUUAAUACAAAAAAAAUACUGUAUUAGAAAUGUCAGCUAAUUUAAAGAAACAAAAAAACGGUUAAAUAUGGUCGGUCAUUUGCUGAACCAACCACAUAUCAACUUAUGUCUUUUAAGUUAUUUGUGAACUAAAAAGACUGUUAUGCAUUAAAUUGAAUGAUUAAUCAGUAAUAUUUACGAAAUAAUUGAUUCAUACAUUAGCUGUACUGAAUUUCAAAAUAAUAUUCAAAUUAAUUGAAAUUAUAUUGACGAUUGAAUGACGUUGAGCAUACUGAUUAAAAUUUAUUAAACAUAAUUAUCAUUUUUAAUUGAAUUUGUGUGCCGGCAUAAAAAACCGAUAUGUUAAACGUAAUUAAAAAAAAAAAUUAAAUAAUCAAAACUAUAACGUUAAUUAGUAAAUAUUUGGCUGCUAAAAAGGCAUAAAUUUUAGGAGAUGAUUUUUGGUAGUAUUAAUUUUUUUUUUGUUCAUUUUUAUCGUGAAAGUAUGCAUUUUUUAUAGAUACUAA